AUGGGUGUGCUGUUAAAUGAGGAUGAGUUGCCAACGCCGCAAAUGUUAGCGGCCUACCGAACUUUUGAAUAUGUCGCUUAUGUGGUUAGUUUGAUCAUAUUGGUCAUAACUGUGGCUACUAUACUGUGUAAGUCGCAAGAUGACCAAUAAAAAGAUGAUUUUUGUCAGCAAGUUCGCAAGCUGUUGGACAAUAUCGAUGGUACCUGCUGCAUGGGCUGGCAUGGUGAGUUUUUUCAAAAAAAUACUACAUAAGAGGGUCAAGAUUUAAUCAAAAUUUUCAAAUUUUGCUCGAUCUAUUCGCAGUUAAUUCCAGGUUAUUUGUAUUCGACACUUUUGGCACUCUUAUUGGAGCAGUGACUCUCUUCCCAGUUCCCUGUUACUAUGGCAUAAAUGCCGCCGCAAGUAUUGUUGGGACUAAACAAAUUGUCUACUUCUUUAUUGGAGUCGGCAGUAUCAUUGGCAAAGUCUCGGCACUGGUUUGGCAAUUUGAAUUUCGAUAUUAUCAAGCUCAGCCGAGCACUUCUCGUUACCGGCAUAUCUGCGGUUUGUAUUCGGAGAAAACAUGGGUCGUCUUUCGAGUUUGUCUAUUGUCUUCAUUCAUCGCCGUUGUCAUUGUGAGUAUUUUUUUAGCGGAAGAGAUGAAAACGUACCAAUUUUUAUAAAUGAAACUUGGCAAAAAUUUGCAAGAAAAUUUUUAGCGAUAGAUUUGCUAUUUUUAGAAAAUCUUAACCUCAAUUAAUGCCAAGUUUUGUCAAAAUCAGCGCUUCAAACUCUGAACACUCCCUCCCUAACUUCUCUUUUCCCUCUUCCAGGCCCCGCUCGCCAUUUCUUUUCCGGAUCAAGAAAAGCAACGGCAAUUCCUGAUCUCCUUGGACCCAGUGAUCGCCAAGAUCAUCGCCCAGCAUCCCGGGAUGAUGUGUUUUUCCACUGGCACCAAUUCCAACAGUGUUAUCAUCAUCCCCUUCAUCCUGGCGCUCCUACUUCCUUGGGUCGGUGGCUAUGCAACGUAUUUGAUUUACGCCGCAAUCCGGAAACAACAGUUAACAACGAAGACGCGGCGACUUCAGAUGAUGUUGUUCUGGUCGUUGUUCGCUCAAUUGGCCGCACUUUUUUUGUUGGUCCUAGUGCCAGCUACUGUUUAUCUUGGCGGGCCUUUAUUUGGCUUCAGGAAUUUGCCCAGGAUUUCGAUUUUUUGCUUUUAUCCAAUUCUACUUCACACUGCUACGGAUUGUGCCUUAAUUCUGUAUUUUAUUACGCCUUAUCGGCGCAAAUUGAUGAACAAAUUCCGUGCCUUAGGGAACUACGCUCAUCUGGUGGAGAGCUCGUCCAUUCAAAAUGUGAAAGUGUCUCCGAGCAGAAACGGGAGCUUUGCCAUUCCGCGAGAGUAA
This is a messenger RNA of Bursaphelenchus xylophilus (pine wood nematode), 1388 nucleotides long. NCBI's taxonomy places the organism in Eukaryota, Metazoa, Nematoda, Chromadorea, Rhabditida, Aphelenchoididae. The record is from the annotation of a GenBank genome assembly.